Molecule: messenger RNA, 1931 nt
Organism: Pleuronectes platessa (European plaice)
Lineage: Eukaryota; Metazoa; Chordata; Actinopteri; Pleuronectiformes; Pleuronectidae
Product: fucosyltransferase 7
Exons: 3
Coding region: 394-1434 (346 amino acids)
Cellular component (GO): membrane
Molecular function (GO): alpha-(1->3)-fucosyltransferase activity
Source: RefSeq, a predicted model, not a curated record
GAGUGUGAAAGUGCUCAUGUGACAGUUAUGAUGUGGUUGGUGCCUACAAGAGCUGUGUAACCAUGUGCCCUCAUUCGCAGAGCUGCAAGAACACAGGAAGAGGAAGACCAGCUUGUGGUUUACGAACCCAAAUCUGUAGGACUUUUUGACUGCCAGCUACUGUUAUUAUCAUGCUAACAGAACAGGAGUGCGACGAAAGAGAAUCUUUAUGAUGGGAGGCUACAUGUAGGAAGUGUGAAGAAAGAGAUGAGUCAAACAUUUGAGAGGGGCUGGAUUACCUUCAUAUAUUUUUAACUGUUCUACAGGAAGCAGGCGGCUUGAUGCCACCCUCCACACCCAGGUGCUCCAUAUCAGUGAUCUGUGUCAUUUUGAACUGGAACUCCCAGCAUUGCUAUGACGCAAUCGAAAUUCCGAGUUCUCCUCCUCCUCAUCAUCCCCUUCAGCUUCCUCUCAGCCAUGUUCUUCUACAAAUUGGUAGAAAAUGGGCUUCAUCAGCAGAAACAUGAUCCAGAAGUUUCUCAAAGAAACAUCAACAUCCUGCUGUGGCACUGGCCAUUUGGCCGCUCAUACAGUCUUGCUGGAGACAAAUGCCUUGCGAUGUACAACAUCAGCCGCUGUUUCCUCACUGAUAACACCUCUGCCUUCUCAACUGCUGACGUGGUCGUGUUCCACCACCAGGAAAUCAGCAGAGGUGUGUCGUCCUUGCCCUUGCACCUUCAUCGCCCGGCCUCCCAGCGCUGGGUGUGGAUGUCACUGGAGCCUCCUGUCAACAAUAUAAAUUUAGCACAGUUCAAUGGUAUCUUCAACUGGACGAUGAGCUACAGACGUGAUGCAGACAUAUCCAUACCUUACGGAAAGACAAUUCAAGGAGGUGAUGAGCGAAGCUUCCAGGCUGCUCCGAAUCGCUCCUGCCUUGUUAGCUGGGUCGUCAGCAGAUAUCAGGCUCACCAGGCUCGGUCUGGAGUUUACAAAAGUCUAAAGAAGUACAUCCCCAUAGAGGUGUAUGGCAGAUUGACCAAGAAGCUGCUGUCAGACAAGAACCUUCUGCCCACCAUUGCAAAUUGUCUAUUUUACCUGUCUUUUGAGAACUCUGAGGUGAAGGACUACAUAAGUGAGAAGCUCUGGAGGAAUGCAUUUCAAGCAGGGGCCAUACCAGUGGUUCUCGGCCCGAGCCGGGCCACCUACGAGGCCCUGGCUCCCCCUCAGUCCUUUAUCCAUGUGGCUGAUUACAAGAGCACAGCAGAUCUGGCUGCUUACCUGAAGCAUGUGGCUCAAGACAGGCAAAUAUAUGAUAGGUACUUCCAGUGGCACCACACUCACAGAAUAAAAACUUACACUGACUGGCGAGAAAGGCUGUGUCAAAUAUGUGUCAAGUACCCCAGUUUACCAGCCAACAGGGUCUACCAGGACCUGGAGAGCUGGGUUAACAGCUGAGAGAUUGUCUCCUCGUGUUGUCAGGUCACUGGGCUAUUUUGCUGUUACUGCCUGGUCACCACAUGCUUGCAUGUGUAUGGCGAAAUACCAUACAGUAAGAGUAUAUAGGAUGUGUCUGUUGGGACCUAGAGCUUGUGAACUACAGUUCGGCCUACAUGUUUAGCCAAAGCCUGUUACCACAUGUUUCUUUGUUCUGGAGACAAAAGAGAACCUCCAGAACUCAAUCUCCCAGGGUGCUUCAACUUCCCACCUAGGUGUUAAAACUUCCCCUGGACACAACUUUCAACCGCCAUUGGUCCCCCUUGGCCCCAUGAACGAUGAGGGCACCGGGCCAAUAUAAGCCCCAUGUGAACAUUUGUUCUCACAUUGGCCACCCGCUAUUUUGAAACUUACACACACAACACACACACACACACACACUGCUUAAAGUCAGUACACCUUUAGUUAGUGUGUUUAUACUUUUAUCACUUUCAUAAUAAAUGUUUUUCUUUAACAAA